CUGCUAAAUACUCCAUCUUUCCUCCGUCCUCCAAAACCCAAGCGCCUUCGGAUGCUCCUUUAUAUGUCGGUGUGUCUCUUCUUCCUGUUGCCAUCUAUUAUUGCACACCCCUCCCAGCUUCGCACCUACCCUUUCCAUCUCCUCUGACACUGGCUUGCAAAUCUCCCACAGACUAUUUGAUGCCCAGAGGAGAUCGUUUUGUAGCAUCGAUACCUGUGGUCUUCCUGGAUUAGCUUACAAGGAAGGGCUGGCUUACAAAUACAAUAACCUUAAUUUCUAUCAGGAAGCUGGGAUCAAGGUUUGUAAAGAGAGAUAUAAAGCUUUGUUUUCUUACUUUGAACCUUAAGGUUGCACAAGAUAGCACUUGGAUGGACUAUUCUACCUUGUACCAGGCAGCUGUGUUUAUGGGAUGCAAAAAUGGAGAGAUUGAGCUCGGAAUAUCUACCUUGAGUAAUAUUGCUGUGCAAAUGAAUAUUAAAGAAUUGUUUAGCUAAGACUUUGUCCAACAGCCGCAGUUGGAAGAGUUCUUCUCUGACGAGCAGAGUCGGCCCUCAUCGUCGUCGUCAUCAGUACUGCCUUCUUUCUCAGGAGGAAGUCCAGAGUAUUCAUCUCUUCUUAAUAACAAGGUUUACAGUUCUUUCAUCCCCGACCCUUCAAAGGAGCUCAUCACCAAGUUAGCAGCCCAACCAUCUCCAGCCAUCAAUCUUCCGCCACGCCAAGUGGCUAUGCAAGCCCAUAGCCAACAUCCAAGUGUUCAAUUUCCAGCGGUUCUUUUGGAUGAUGAUGCUGUGAUCACGAGAGCGAUGAUGGCUGUCAUCUCAUCAUCAUCAUCAUCCUCUUCUUCAUAUUCUUCUUCUCCUUCGAUAAUAUCCCAGACAGUGCAACAGGCUCGACACCAUCAAGCACAUGGUGAUCAAUUAGGGCCAUUUAAGCCAUACAAUUUGGCUCUUGCUCCAAAACUCGAACCUAAGAAUGGUUCAUGUGGCCAAAAGAUGAUUAAGAAGUCCAUCUCCAUCUUGAAAAGAAUCAAUUUGUUAAGCGCUGAAGCCCGAGCGAAAGAACCGCGAGCAACAUCUAGCAAUCAGUUGCAUCAUGUGAUGUCGGAGCGCAGACGCCGGGAGAAACUCAAUGGAAGCUUUCAAGAUCUAAGGAUGCUACUUCCCCCAGGUUCCAAGAAGGACAAGGCUUCAGUUCUCACCAGCACGAGGAACUACCUGAAUACUCUGAAAGCUCAAAUCUAUGAGCUCAAAGAGAAGAAUCAAAAACUAGAGAUGCAACUUCUUUCUAGCGAUGAAGCUCAAGAAACUACCGGUUCGAGUAGUGGAAGCGUAGAAGUACAAAUUGUCAAGGCUUCUGAUCUGUCCACAGAAUUGCAACACAUCAACGUAGGAUUAACAGUCAAGGCGGCAGGCGAUAUCAUUGCACCGCUUCUCCAUGUUCUCGAAUGCCUGAAAGAAAUGGGACUAAGCAGCCUGCUAUCAGUGGAUGCAUACACUUAUAACUCUUCACGAAUGAAUCAAUUUGCAAGAGUAGACAUGAAAUUACAAAUCAAGGAAAGCGAUUGGAAUGAGGAAUUAUUCAAGGAAGCCAUGGUCAUGGCAGUUGGUCGCAUCACUACGACUUCUCCGAGUGAACACCCAGGCGAGCUGCAUGGUAUCCAGUAGCGUUUGAAGAUGGUGACAACUUCUUUAUGUAAACGACUUCUCACGUUUCUUAUGUAACCAACUUCACUUAGUUUCGAGCUCCUUUGCUUUACCAUAACAGAUGGUGACGGCUCCUCAGAAAGCCAAACAGAGUACCUUUCAAGGAUGGCUCGAUGUAAUUUCUUAAAAGGAAACAAUAUGCCUACGCAUAGCUAAUUAAGAAAGCUCUUAAAUAAGCCAUUUGGAAAGAGAUGGGUGGCACCACGUCGUCGGUCAAUGGAUACAAUUUGGAGUCUAGAGGAUCGCAAUAUUACCUUGCGUAUGGUUGGCUUUCUCCUCAUUUUAGUCUAAGCAUCUUUUUUUCCCCCUUUUUAAUUCAUGUAAAUUAGCUUGAGCUGUUAAAUGAAAAGCACCUGGAGACGGCAAAUUUGUCCGAUCGAGGUGCUUUUCUUGGAUGAUUGCACUAUUUCAGCUCACCUUCCUACUUGUAUUUUGGUUGCUACCUUCUUCCUUUUGGGGUACGAUAUAAUUUGUAGCUUC
Messenger RNA from Elaeis guineensis (African oil palm), 2183 nucleotides. The record is from RefSeq and is a predicted model, not a curated record. NCBI's taxonomy places the organism in Eukaryota, Viridiplantae, Streptophyta, Magnoliopsida, Arecales, Arecaceae.